Caenorhabditis elegans is the source of this 1100-nucleotide messenger RNA. RefSeq names its product palmitoyl-protein hydrolase (gene ath-1). Gene Ontology annotation, molecular function: hydrolase activity, acting on ester bonds; hydrolase activity; palmitoyl-(protein) hydrolase activity. Gene Ontology annotation, cellular component: cytoplasm. Lineage: Eukaryota; Metazoa; Nematoda; Chromadorea; Rhabditida; Rhabditidae. The record is from RefSeq and is marked reviewed.
GCCUCUUCUCACGAGUUAUUGUAACUUCUGCCGUCUCUACACAGACUGUCCACCCCUUCUCGUCAAAUUCCACAUUUUCUUCUUCACCAAAAACUUUUCUAGCUUCAAUAAUAGGGUCAUCACUUUCUUCCCGUCUUCUCUGUUCACUUGGUGGACCGCCAUCCGACGAAGAAGAUUCGACAAGAAUGUCUGCAGUCUCCAACGGAAAUCCUUCGAUUGUGUCGCCACGUGGCGAGCAUAAAGGAACAUUAAUCUUCCUUCAUGGACUCGGUGAUCAAGGGCAUGGUUGGGCAGAUGCUUUCAAGACAGAAGCCAAACACGAUAAUAUCAAGUUUAUCUGUCCACACAGCUCUGAACGUCCAGUAACCCUCAAUAUGGGAAUGCGAAUGCCAGCUUGGUUCGACUUAUUUGGCCUCGAUCCAAAUGCUCAGGAAGAUGAGCAAGGAAUUAAUCGAGCUACCCAAUAUGUUCAUCAAUUGAUUGAUGCGGAAGUUGCAGCUGGAAUUCCAGCUUCUCGAAUUGCUGUCGGUGGAUUUUCAAUGGGUGGAGCUCUCGCUAUUUACGCUGGUCUCACAUAUCCACAGAAACUUGGAGGAAUUGUUGGACUCAGUUCAUUCUUUUUGCAGAGAACCAAAUUCCCAGGGAGCUUCACUGCGAACAAUGCUACACCAAUCUUCCUCGGACAUGGAACAGACGACUUUUUGGUUCCUCUUCAAUUCGGACAAAUGUCCGAGCAGUAUAUUAAAAAAUUCAAUCCGAAAGUUGAGCUUCACACCUACAGGGGAAUGCAGCAUUCGAGCUGUGGAGAGGAGAUGCGUGAUGUGAAGACCUUCUUGAGCGCCCACAUUGCCCACUAAAUAUUCAAUUCAUUCCAAAAACGAUUUUUUUAAAGUUUUUUUCACCAGACACACUUUAUUUCUCUCAAUUUUCAACAGACACGAUAGUUCUGUCCAACCUCCAUUCGAUUUGUGUAGUCCUUUUCCGGCAUUCGUACUUCAAGCUCAUACAACGUGUCGUCUGUUUCAUUUCGAUGAGCCAUCAUAAACGCACGUCUGUAAAUGUGUUCAUUAUUUCAUGUCAUAAAUUAUUUGCAAUAUAUA